Molecule: messenger RNA, 1858 nt
Organism: Frankliniella occidentalis (western flower thrips)
Lineage: Eukaryota; Metazoa; Arthropoda; Insecta; Thysanoptera; Thripidae
Product: peptidyl-prolyl cis-trans isomerase D
Exons: 7
Coding region: 423-1580 (385 amino acids)
Biological process (GO): protein peptidyl-prolyl isomerization
Molecular function (GO): peptidyl-prolyl cis-trans isomerase activity; protein binding
Source: RefSeq, a predicted model, not a curated record
UGACAAAGACAAAGUCACCUGACAGCUGUAUCGCUCCAAGUUACUGUUACGUUUAGUUUUUUAGCUGUUCGUGGACUUUUUGAGUGAUUCAGAUGAUAGACAGAGCUAGAGCUCUCUGCUCUUUUUGCAACUUUCAACUUCCCGCCUUCCCCUAUUUUUGUUGUUGUUUUUGUUUUUCGCGUUUGUCGGCUGCCGAGUAGUCCUUGUCUUUGUUUGUUUACAAUUUUACAUGUUUACCUUAGUCAAGCCGUCUUGCUGGUGGUUUGUGGUUUCGUAUAUCGCUGAUCAUAGCUAUUCCGUGUCGACUGCCUGUCGCGUCUAUCGACUGCCCCUUGAGCCGACCCCGGAGUUAUUAGUCACAGGAAAUUAGACUGUACAAAGUUCAGAGUAGGGCCUCAGCUCGUUGUUGGUUGUGGUAGGCAAUGACAAUGUCGGCAAUCUCUUCAAAUUCUGUUGAUGAACCUCCUCGUAAAAAAGAAGAUGUAUCAACAACAACUGAUGGUGACCUUUCAUCUGACAAAAGCCACGUAUUUCUUGACAUUCAAGUCGGUUCCAUCCCAUAUGGGCGAAUUGUUAUAGAGCUCUUUUGGGAAAAAGCUCCUCGUACAUGUGAAAAUUUUUACCAGCUCUGUGUUGGAACUCAAAGGUCAGGAAGAAAUUUGACUUACAAGGGAACAUCAAUACAUAAAAUUUUUCCUAAUUUGUUGAUACAAGGUGGAGAUGUUAUUAACAAACAUGGGUGUGGAGGAGAAAGUAUAUAUGGUCCAACGUUUGAAGUUGAAAGCUUUGAAACAAAGCUUGAAGCAGGUGUUAUUGCCAUGACCAGCAAAGACAAGAGCAGCAAUUCCUCCCAAUUCUUCAUAUGCCUCAGAGACUGCCAUCAUCUGCAAGAUUCACAUGUAGGAUUCGGAAUAGUGAGAAAAAAUCUCCAACUUCUUGAAGAAAUUGGUAACCUUCCCCAUAAUACUGAAAAUGAACCACUCAAACGUAUUCUGAUUGUGGAUAGUGGAUCAUUGCCUAAAAAUCCUCAAAACUGGAACUUUUAUGAAAAUGAUGGACUUGAUAAGUAUCCUCCCUAUCCAGAAGAAUUUGAUGUACCUAACUCAUCUAUGAAUUGGUUAGAGGUUAUCAAGAAUAUAAAAGACCAGGGCAAUAUUCAUUACAAGGAAAGGAACUAUGAAGCAGCUAUGCGAAAGUACAAUAAAGUACUUCGCUACUCACCAUGGGCAACAAGAAUUAAUGAGGCCAAAUCUGAAGACUGCAAUGAAUUAUCUGUUUAUGCCCUCCUCAACAUGGCUGCUUCAGAAAAUAACUGUAAAAAUUUUAGAGCAGCCCGUCAAUUUUGCUCUAAGGCUCUUCUGAUCUCACAAGAAUGUGCAAAAGCUUAUUUUCGCAGAGGACAAGCCAAUUUGGGGUUACAUGAUUAUGACGCAGCUCUAGAUGAUCUGAAUGCGGCUCUAAAGCUGGAACCUUCUAACAGUAGGAUUCGGCAGGAGAUUGAAAGAGUUAAGAAAACCAAACAUAAUUCUAAGAAUGCAGAAAUACAACGUUAUGCCACAAUUUUCAACAAUAACAUGUAACAAAUAAAGUUGUCUUCUUUUCUUACUGUAAUAUUUUAUUGUUAUUUUUUAUAACUGAGAUUUUUGAUGUCUGAUGUUUGUCCGUUACAUUAAUGGGAAGUACUCUUUUAAAAAAUCUAUCCAUUUUCUUUGAAAUUAUUCAAAUAAGGUAUGGUGGCUAGUUUUCAGUUUGAUCACUGUAAUAAUUUAUGCAAUUAGUUUUUGUGAAAUUAAUUUGUUACUAUUUUACUAGAAAUUUAUUGUUUAUUACCAAUAAAAGAUUUACUUGCUUUAGCCUA